AUGUCCUUUCGUGCUGCUAUAGAGAACCAGGAGCGGUUGGGUGCCUGGUAUCGCGGCAUAUAUGUGCUGUCCAGUAUCAGUGACAAGAUCAAACUGACAAUAUCAAAAGACGAUAUAAUACUAUGGUCUAUCCACAGCACAGAUACUUCCCUGUGCCAGCUACGGUAUGAAGCAUCGUUCUUUGAUGAGUUUGUCUUUGAGCCUUACGAUAUUGUAUUUGGAGAGAGCGGACUGCAGAUCGAAACAGAUUUGAAGGGCCAUGAUCACAAACUGUACUCUUUUGAGAUCGAUGCUAAGCAACUGACCACGGUGUCUAGGAAACCAGACAACGAUAUCAUACGAAAGUAUAGCCUGUCAAUCAAUAACACAACCACUUGUUCUGAAUCUUUGAUAAAUAAGCUGCUGGUCGCCAUAGAGAUGGAAUCCUUAAUAAUGAAAGAGUAUUGCCCCCAAUUCCAGCCGAUAAAGUACACGCCCAUUGUAUUGGAUCUCCAAUAUAAAAGGAAGUUUUUGGAUGUGUUUGGGAGUAACUCGUAUGAUAAGGAUUACACUUUGGAUCCAAACCUUAUAGCUUGUUUUAUAGAGGUGAGUAAAGAGUUAUCCAACUCCCUAUUCAACAAAAGUCUGAUGAACCAAAAUGACCUGCGAGAUGGGGAUAGACCCCUGGAGAGCUCUGAUGAGAUCAACUACAUCAAUUGUAACUACGGAUUGAUUAAGAAUUUUGUAGAUAACUGUCAGAAAAGUAUCUUCGAUGACGUUAAACUGGAAUUGUUGGAACGUAAGAUGGCCAUUACCGCUUUUGUAAAGGGUACAUUCAAAGGCUCAGAAAUUCUGCAAAACGCUCUAAGUAUGAGCAAUACAAUGAAUACUGCUGAUAUAGGACAUUACUGUCUCUUUGAUGGGGUUGAAGAAGAGCACGGUGGGAGAUCGGGACAGAAAAAGAGUCCCAAAACACUUAUCUUCAAGUUACGAGACUUCAAGAACUUCAUUGGCAUAGGAAACUCCUGGAAAAAUAUCCCCAUAACGCUGUCUGCAUCUAGAAAUAACGACUUGAGCAUAUGGUUCUGUCACCCUGGUGAGCCGAUCCUAUUUCAAAUGAAUAAAGGUGGCGUAAGAGCUCAACUGUUACUCGUGACCGACAGUACCGUUGGGAGCAGUACGAUCAAGAGUAAGGAACCAACUGCUAAUAACCAAAUGUCAAACCCAAGCAUGGAUACCUCUAGGGCAGCAUCCCCGUUGAGGCUUAACAGUAAUACGCGCUUACAAAAAACGGAGACGGCGUCGAAUUUGAAUAGCAGGUCCACGAGUCCAUUCAAGUUGGUUAACUCUGAUAUACAAAGUAUUCCUUUGCGGGACAACAGGAUGAGUCCCCUGAAGGAUACAGCUAUUGAGACUACCACAAAUGAACGAUUGAGUUCUGCGGGCAAAGUUGUUUCAGCCAGAAAGCUAUUUGUUUCCGAUGCGUCACAAGAGAGCAAUAUCGAUUAUCCAAACGUCCAAAAUGAUAAUACUUCUAAAGCCGAACAAGAUAUGUUAGCACAACUGCAAAUGGAGAGGUCUGAAACCACUAUUGGCUGGGGGAAUCGUUCCCUAAAGGAGUUUCCCACAAAACGUCCUAGUGCGGAGACAAGAAAUCCAAAAAAACAACAUAAAAUGUCUCCUGGAGAAGACGCUGAUAAGGGUGCGGAAGAACAGGAUGCUGCUGGAUUGGGUCCCACCCAAGCUCAAAAUCCAAAAGGUUUGUUCGACUGA
This is a messenger RNA of Huiozyma naganishii CBS 8797, 1752 nucleotides long. It is a transcript of the gene DDC1, whose product is annotated as Ddc1p. Bases 1 to 1752 code for a protein of 583 amino acids. The record is from RefSeq and is a predicted model, not a curated record. NCBI's taxonomy places the organism in Eukaryota, Fungi, Ascomycota, Saccharomycetes, Saccharomycetales, Saccharomycetaceae. Gene Ontology annotation, cellular component: checkpoint clamp complex; condensed nuclear chromosome. The transcript has a single exon. Gene Ontology annotation, biological process: DNA replication checkpoint signaling; meiotic cell cycle; cellular response to ionizing radiation.